UUUCACUCUUUUAUCUGAUCCCUAAUCUGCUUUUCUCGUUUUACUUUUAUUAUCUUUGAACAAUUUAAACCCUAAUUGUAUCACAAAGUGUAAAACCCAGCUUGAUUAGUUUAUUAGCAAAUGUUUUUUCCCUUCUCACACAAACAACGUCCUCCGAACGAUUAUCCAGCAUCGUGUCUUGACCAUUUGGGCAGUAGUUUUUACUACUAUAACCACUACCACAAUCACCACAAUAAUCAAAAUUAUCAUCACUUUCCUCCUCACUCAUUCAACCAACAUUACUCGACACAAGAUUUUAUCAGGAAAGGGAUAGGCCUUGAGGUGAUGAAGCCAUGGCGUGUGUUAAUGUCAACCGUAGUCUCUCGGAUCAAUUCUACCGAUACAAAAUGCCCAAGCUUUUGGCAAAAGUUGAGGGAAAAGGCAAUGGUAUUAAGACGGUUAUCGUCAACAUGGUCGACAUUGCCAAGUCUCUCAAUCGUCCACCCAUGUAUCCUACUAAAUACUUCGGUUGCGUACUUGGUGCCCAAGUAAAUUAUGAUCCGAAAAAUGAGCGAUAUAUUGUGAAUGGCUCUCAUGAAUCAAAUAAACUUCAAGAUCUCUUGGAUGGAUUUAUUCAAAAGUACGUUUUAUGUCCGUCAUGCCACAACCCAGAGACCGUGCUUGGUGUACUUACCAAGAAAAACAUUAUCACUACUUCUUGCAAAGCUUGUGGAUAUACUGGCCUUCUUAACAAUAAAGACAAAUUGACGACAUACAUCCUGAAAAAUCCUCCCACGGCUGUAUCAGGUAACGGAGCCGGUGGCAAAGAGAGCAAGAAAAAUAAAAAGAGUAAAAAAGAAGAAAAGAAUGGUAAAAAGCAUGCCAAUGGUGACUCUAAUUCACCUGGGGCUGCCGGUGACUCCGAUGAGAGAGACGAUCCAAUCGAUAACCUAGGUAAUGGUAAUGAUGAUGAUGACGAUGAGACAUGGGGCGAAAACACUGACCCUGAUGCUGUUGCUAAACGAAUGAGUGAACUUUCUUUGGGUGCCAAAAAUCUAAUGAUGAAUGAAGAUCUAGAGAAAUCUCCAAAGGAAAGACUAGACAUGUUCCUCGAUUACGUCAAGAAUAAAAAAACCGAAUGUGGUGAUGUAUUUGAUGCCAAUGCCCAAAAGGAUAUUGUCGCAGAGGCUGAGCGACUCGAUAUUCGAGACAAGGCUGUUCUUGUUCUGUGUGAAUUACUAUUUGAUGAAGAUAUUAUCCAGCAAAUCAAAACUCAUCGUGUACUUUUCCUUCGCUUCACUGCUGAAAAUGUCAAAGCUCAGCGAUAUCUUAUGAGAGGAUUUGAGCAGGUUGUACAACGUUCCAAAAGUGAAUUGCUACCAAAAGUAUCGCGCAUACUCAAAGCUUUUUAUGAUUCAGAUAUUCUUGAUGAAAAGGUUAUCAUUGAUUGGGGCUCUAAGGCUUCUAAAAAGAUAGUUGGUGAAAAGCUAUCCAAAGAAAUUCACGAGAAGGCUCAACUAUUUUUAACUUGGUUGAAAGAAGCUGAAGAGGAGGAAAGUGAAUCUGAAGAGGAAGAAGCCGAAAUUGAGGUUGUUUACGACGACCGAGUACGAGAUGGUGAAGUUCAAGUUGAGGUGGAGAAAGCUAAGCCGCCACCCGUCUUUACUGCUGUAGCUCCAGCUCUCAAAGAGGAAAUUGAUAUCGAUAUUGAUGCAAUCUAAUUUACAAUCCAAACCAGACCGCUUAUCACCAAUUUAUAUUUUCUCUCUUUUAUCUAUAUCUUCUGAAAUUCAAUUUAGUUUAUUCUUUCGCAUCUCUUUAUACUUUCUCUCUAUCCACUCUUUUUUCUUCAACCAACAACAUCACGCAAUUACCAUUAUUAUUAUUGCUAUUAUUAUUAUGAUUAUUCUCGAAUAGUAGUUUGAAAGGUACACUUCUCUAUCCGUCUCUAUCAAUCCAUUUUCUCGCUCAAUUUUCUUUCCAAUUUCCGAAUCUACUAAAAUUGUUAUUCAUCCAUUUUCACCAAUUUUUCACUUUCUCCUGCUUCUCCUUUCCACAACAUCCAAAUUUAAAAGCUUGUACUUCUAUUGGCUGAUUAUCAUUACCAUAAGAGCAGUAACAUUGAUGAGCACAAACAAAAGACUACCAAACACACAAUAAUGAUCAACAGGGAAAAAAAGCAACACUGGUAUUAAUGAAAUCCAUUGAGAAUAUGGAGAAAGCCAAACUCGACUCGCUGAUAAACGACAACAAAAUAUGAAAAGAACCUAAACCCUAACAAUUCUAUUUCAUUUAUAUUAAGGUCUUCAAUCACUAAUAAACACCAAAAGAAACUCAAGCCAUGGUGAAAUAUGAAAUUUGAUCAAAAAUAAAUUGAUUAAGCCGCUGGUGAGGUUCGAACUCACGACCCCUGGUUUACGAGACCAGUGCUCUACCACUGAGCUACAACGGCGUUUUUUUAUAGAACGUCGAAAAAAUACGGUUCAUCAAGUCCUAAAUGAAACGUAACCUAAAUUUUAUCAUUCAAUCUGAUCGCUUUUAAAACGCUUUCCCUUGUUUCUUGUUUUUUUGUUUAAAGACGCUUAACUCAUACUAAACCACUAUUGCCUUUGAAUUUGUCUUGUUAGAUUGUUAAGGAUUCGAAGACAAUUAAACUAAUUCGUCAUUUAA
Tetranychus urticae (two-spotted spider mite) is the source of this 2649-nucleotide messenger RNA. It is a transcript of the gene eIF5, whose product is annotated as eukaryotic translation initiation factor 5. Gene Ontology annotation, biological process: translational initiation; formation of cytoplasmic translation initiation complex. Gene Ontology annotation, cellular component: cytosol. Gene Ontology annotation, molecular function: eukaryotic initiation factor eIF2 binding; translation initiation factor activity; GDP-dissociation inhibitor activity. The record is from RefSeq and is a predicted model, not a curated record. Lineage: Eukaryota; Metazoa; Arthropoda; Arachnida; Trombidiformes; Tetranychidae.